Capronia epimyces CBS 606.96 is the source of this 774-nucleotide messenger RNA. RefSeq lists its product as uncharacterized. Lineage: Eukaryota; Fungi; Ascomycota; Eurotiomycetes; Chaetothyriales; Herpotrichiellaceae. Bases 1 to 774 code for a protein of 257 amino acids. The record is from RefSeq and is a predicted model, not a curated record. The transcript has 2 exons.
AUGGCUUUAGCAUCUCCCAAAGCGACCUCCCUCCGCGUCGGUGUCCUCCUCAUCCCACCUGUUCAACUUCUCGAUGCCUCUGCCAUUGACGUCUUUGGCAUGCUCAGUCCUGAUUACCUCACAUCAUGCGGUCUGCCGCAGCCGCUCCUCGAUCUGGCCAUCAAAGUAUCCAUUCACUACAUCAGCGCCUCCGGGCCAGACACCCACGCCGAAAUGACCUCUUCCGCAACACUGCCAGUGACUGACUCAUUGGACUCCCCGGCGGUACAGCCUGGUCAGCUGGAUACAUUGCUCAUCCCUGGUCCAGACCCAAAUCUUGUCCCGAACAAGGCCGUGCUUGACUUUAUCCAAGCACAUCAAAAGGCCGAGGCGACGGAUAUCUUAGUCAUCUGUACAGGCAGUUUCCCCGCAGGAUAUGCAGGAUUGUUGGAUGGAAAGCGGGUUACAGGUCCGAGGGGACUAUUGCCGAAGUUAAAGGAGAAGUUUCCUGCCGCAAGAUUCGUGGACAGGAGGUGGGAAAGGGAUGGCCGUCUCUGGAGCUCUGGCGGAAUAACCAAUGGCCUCGACUUGACCGCCGCUUACCUACACUACAAGGUGAAAACGGAGCUGGCCGACCUUGUCUGCGCCAUGGCCGAAAUCGGCGAUCGUAAUCAGGACUACAACUCCAGCCGGGCGACCACAACGCUCUGGUGGGUUUGGCUGAUUGUUAGGUCUCUGGUCGCAAGCAAAAGCAAAGCCAAGGACAAAGGCAACAAGGAUGGAAAGUCAGUGUAG